Molecule: messenger RNA, 13995 nt
Organism: Leishmania major strain Friedlin
Lineage: Eukaryota; Euglenozoa; Kinetoplastea; Trypanosomatida; Trypanosomatidae
Product: putative dynein heavy chain
Exons: 1
Coding region: 1-13995 (4664 amino acids)
Biological process (GO): microtubule-based movement
Cellular component (GO): dynein complex
Molecular function (GO): ATP hydrolysis activity; dynein light intermediate chain binding; minus-end-directed microtubule motor activity
Source: RefSeq, a predicted model, not a curated record
AUGGCGAAGGGCGACAAGGACGACGCGCCGGCGGACAAGCGCGUCGUGUGGAUUGAGCAGCGCAUAACCAAUGCUCUGAAACUGAAGCCCGCCGAGUCAAAGAAGCUUCUUGAGAGUGAAGAAAACCGAGCCCAGAUGAGUGAGUUCCUGGACACCGCCGAUGCGUGUCACCUCUAUGUAUACCAAGCAUCAACCGGUGCGUUUGUGACCCGCAUUGAGGCGCCUGAGGAGCUCAAGAAGAAGGGCUUGUUCUUCAGCAAGAUCAAGCGGGAGAAGAUAGCGGAUGAAAACCAUAUGAAGGAGAAAAUCACAUUUGGCGACUUCUCGCCUGACGUCCUCAAUAGCCUCAGCGCUGUGACGCGGAAUGUGUACGUGCAGAUCCUGAAGGGCGACAAGCGGAACACUGCGACCGUACCCGACGUGGCUAUUGGCGAACUCAUGGGCGACACCAACCAGCUGCUCUCGAACUUGCUGGUCAUGCAAGGCUUGAGCCAAGGUAAAACGUUUUUGCCCAUGCCACCCAUUCAGUUUCCUCCCCGCAUCGACGAUUUUGUUAUGGAUAAGGAGACGCUGUACCUGCUCGAGGGCACCGUCGUGUCGUGGACAGGGCAAAUCAAGGCCGCCAUCGCGUCGUCGCCGGAGGAGCUGGAGGAGGCCGCGCCACAGACGGGCCGAUACCCGUGCCCGCUGGAUGAGAUCCACUUCUGGAAGGAGAAGUCUGAGAACCUGGCUGGCUUGGAGGAGCAGCUGUACUCGGUGAAGUCGCUCAAGAUUCUUGUGUUGCUGAAGCGUGCAGGCAGCAGCUACUACGCCGCCUUUUCGCAGCUGAUGGCCGAGCUGAAGGAUGCUGCGCACGAGUCUCGUGACAACUACCAGUACCUCAAGCCCCUCAUUCCCGAGUUUGAGCAGAUGUCCAUGUCAGCUGCCAGCCACGUCCCCUUCGUGGAGCUCUCCAAAAGCGGCGUCUUCAAGCGCCUCUUUCACUUUUUGUACCUGCUGUGGACGCAGUCCGGCUUCUACAACAACCCCGCUAGACUUGUCUUCCUUAUCCGCGAGAUGGGAAACGCUCUGAUUGAGAUGGCCGCCGACCACGUCAACGUCGCCGAGUUCGCGGAGGGCCUGGAGAAGAAGGAGGUGAUUGAGCGGCUGAGCAGUGCGCUGGCGAUUGGCGGUGAGUUCAAGGCGCUGUACUUCCAGUACAAGUCACACGUGUCGUCCGUGGCGCGGCCGUGGAAGUUCCAGAACGCGGCGCUCUUCUCCAGGCUGGAUACCUUUCUGGAGCGGUGCCAUGACCUCCUUGAUGUGAUCGAGACAGCGCUCCUCUUCGACAAGAUGGAGAACAUGAAAAUUGGCGGAACCAAAGGCGAGCACCUGACGUCCGAGGCGGAGGAGAUUAAGCAAAUCUUCGACGUGUCCCUUGCGCGUUUCUUCAGCGUCGACUACGACCUUCUAGACAUUACGAACACGCGCUUCGACGCCGACUACGACGACCUCAAGUGUGUGAUCCACGGGUUAGAGGAGCGCCUGAGUUCAAUCCUCGUCACCACAAUCGACGAAUCCAGCGCCAUCACCGAGGUGUUCAAGGCUGUGGACACGUUUGAUGGCUUCACAGACAGGACGCCGAUGCAGCAGGAGUGGCUGAAGAAGCAAAGCGGCGUGCUGGAAGGCUUUCAUCGGGACCUGAUCAAGGUCCAGGAAACUUACUACGCGGGUGAGGCGGCUGGGGUGUACCCCAACAUGCCCCCUCUUGCAAGCACCAUUGUGCGGUGCAAGGCGUUGCUAGAUCGCAUCAACGAGAGCCACUCUCGCGUGGUCGACCUGUCCUCGACGGUACUGCAGGGCGAGCGCGGCGUUGAGGCACUUCAGCUGUACGGAAAGCUGAAGGAGCUGCUGCAGAGCACGAUCCACGAGAAGUUCGAGAGGUGGACCGCCCAGGUGGGCACUCUGCGCUCGGACAAGCUGCGGCUGCCGGUGCUUUCGGUGGAUGCCAACAAGCGUCUUUCGGUCAACUUCGACGCAUCGCUCGUGAAGACGCUGCGUGAGGUGUACUAUGUGGAGGUACUCAAUUCAUACGAAUCCUCGGGUGUUGGCCAGUUCGAGGUUCCGCGCGAUGCAGAGGCGAUCUUCACGAAGCGGGACGUGUACCGCGACCAGGCACUGAAGCUGGAGUACCUGUGCACAACGUACAACAACUUGAGCUCGAGCCUCCGCCCGCACGACGAGCGGCCACUCAUCGAGGAUGAGUUGCAGAAGUUUGAGUCCUUCCUGUCGUGUGGCCUCAAGGACGUGCGGUGGGAGGACGAGGACGCCACAAACGCGUUUAUCGAGGAGGCACUGAAGCAAGUCACGGCCAUUGACACAGCCGUGUCGACGCUGCAUUGCAACGUUCAGCAGAUGAAGAACUCUAUGAACAAGUACAAGACGGAUGACACACUCUUUCCGUUGGAUGCCGCGACGGGGGCAAAGACAAUGUCGGUGGUGGAGCUGCGCAAGACGCUUGGCGACUACGUUGAGUCGCGCGCAGCGGGGCUGCGCGAUAGAAACGACGAGAUCAAGUCGCUGAUGCAAAACAGCCUGCAAGCGCUGCAGACGUUGAAGGAGGCAAGCGGCGGUUCUGUUGUGAGUAGCACGGACGCGGUGUGGCAGGAUUACCUGGCGUACGUCAGCUCCGUUGCACGGGAGUGCCUAGCUGAGGUGGCGGUGACGUCACUCACAAACAUGCGCAACCAGCUGGACCCCGUGUGGCUGGCGGACCACGACGGUAUCCCGCUUGUCGAUGUGAAGCUCUCUUUGUCGAAGGUAACGGCAGACAACCCGACGUCAAAGUCGCGCUUUGAUCCUGCGCUCAUGACAAGCGACAGCGAGGAGACAUCGGUAUGGCAGAUGCUCAGUGACACAAUCGCUGGCAUAAUCGACUCUUACAGCCUCAUCGACCCAGUUCACGGCUCGACGUCGUACACGGAAGAGAUGCGGCAGGACGAGCACGUUCAGGCCCUCGUGGAGGAGAUUCAGACACUAUUCCAGCAGAACGUGAUGGCGUGCGAAGAGUACCGUCACGCGUACGACGAGUUCAAGUCGCUGUGGGAAACGGAUCGCAAGAAGGUGUUCGCGAAGUUCAUCGAGACGGACCAUCACCGCAACGGGCAUCGGCCGAGCGUCUCGAUGGAGGACGCCACAGCGGCCAUGGCGCAGGGGCAGAAACCAGCGGAGUACUUUGGUGUAAGCCUGCAGGAAUUCGAUCGCGCGAUUACCGAGUACACGCGCAUCCGAAGUCGACUUACCGCGAUCGAGGACCGCCACACGGAGGGCUCAGUGCUGAUCGACGUCAAGCCGUUGCGCGUGGCGCUGCGCGACCUGAGCCGGCGAUGGAAGGAGAUGUAUUCCGACUACCUGCUAGACAAGAUCAAGGCUGAUCUGAGUCAACUCUACGAGUUCAUCAAGGAGGCCGACAAGGGGCUCGAGGUGGAGGUGCUGGACGGCGACGUGGAUGCGCUCAAGUCCGUUAUGCGGUGGAUCCGCGACUGUCGCAAGCGCAACACGGAGGUGAUGGGUGAUGACGAGACCGGCGAGACAGGUGGAAUGUUCUUGCCCAUCAAGGCGGCCAUUGGAAUGCUGAAGACGCAUGCCAGCACUUCGCCAGAUGCCGAGGCGGAGCUGGCGAAGAUUGAGAAGCUCGAGGAGCUGCGGAAGCCUGCGCCUGAGCAGUGGGUCGCGCUGAACAAGAAGGCGCUGAACGCGCGCGCGCAGAACUCCAUCGUGCAGGACCGGGAGGCAGAAAAGAUCAAGGAGAAUGUCGCGGCGUUCGAGCAGGAGCUGAACUACGAGGUAGACGUUUUCCACCAGAACCCGCUGUUUACCUACGCCAUUCAACCUAGUGAGGUCUACAACGCUAUCGACAGCGUGUACGCACACUUCAUGGUGGUCGAGAAUAAGGCGAAGGGACUGCAGAACCUGCAGGACCUCUUUGAUCUUGCCGUGUCACAUUUCAAGGGCAUCCGCGAAUGUCGGCAGGAGCUGGCGCUGCUGAAGCAGAUUUGGGAUCUUAACUUUCACGUUACCUCUCAGUUCCGCGACUGGAUGCGGUCGACGUUCAAGGACGCUGACGUGAGCUACUUCGAGGAUGAGGCCAAGAAGAUUUCGAAGCAGCUGCAGCUACAGCCGAUGAAGGUGAAGGGGUGGGGCGUCUUCAAGGGUGUCGACGAGACAGUGCGCAACAUGCGCACGUCGCUGCCGCUGUGCGACUCGCUGAGCUCACCGUCUAUGCGGCCGCGCCACUGGGAGGAGCUGGUGCGCACGACGAAUCAGCCUGGCACCAUCGACCCCGCGGCUGCAGAUUUCACGCUUGAGAAACUCUUCGCCCUCGGUCUUCAUAAGUACUCAGAAGACGUGGCCAGCAUCGUCGAAAAGGCUGAGAAGGAGCUGCGCAUCGAGACGAACCUGUCAAAGAUCAUUGUGGCCUGGGAGAAGCUGCAGUUCACGUAUGAGAUGGACGCCCACCUGGAUUGCUACCUCCUCGGCUCCGUCGACGACGUUGUGGAGCAACUAGAGAACGACAGCAACGCCCUUUCCUCCAUGUUGUCUGAUCGCUUUGUGGAGUACUUCUACGAGAAGGUGCUGAGCUGGCAGAAGGACCUCGGGCUGGUGGACACGUGCACGACAAAGUGGAUGGACAUCCAGCGUCAGUGGCAGAACCUGUUCCCAAUCUUCGUCCUUUCUGAGGACAUCAAAGAGCAGCUGCCGAAUGAGGCAAAGCAGUUUAGCGAGGCGGACCGCGUGUUCCGGCUUCUCAUGAGCAAGGCGCACCUGUACACGAACCCGGUGGAGACGAUUUGCUCCGGCAAGCUGUCGGAGGAUAUAGGGCGUGGCGAAGCGCUAGAGGAGACGCUCAACUACAUCCAAGGCAUCCUGAACCGCUGCGAGAAGGCUCUGGCUGAUUACCUGGAGACGAAGCGGAAGCUGUUCCCGCGCUUCUUCUUUGUCUCGGACACGGACCUCAUCGACAUUCUUUCCAAGGGCUCCGACCCGCGUGCGGUCAUUGUGCACAUGAGCAAGAUCAUCGAAUCCGUCGACUCCUUCACCUUUGACAAUAACCCGUACCCCAACGCUGGCGCGGAAGAAGUGUGGGAGAUGGUGUCAAUCCAGGGAGAGAGGGUGACGCUGACGGAGAGCUUUGCAUGCGACGGCGCGGUUGAAAGCUGGCUGGAGGGGCUUGUGCAGUGUAUGAAGCGCAGCAUGAAGGUGCACAUCAGGGAGGCGAACGCGGGCUACCUCGAGAAGCCGCGAAACGAGUGGAUCUAUCAGUACCCGUGCCAGGCGGUCAUCGUAGCGUCACGUAUCUGGUUCACGACCGAAGUGCAUCAAGCCUUUACGCAGAUCGAGGAGGGCAACGACAUGGGCAUGAAGGACUUGCUGAAGAGCCAAAAGUCGCAGCUGGACAGUCUUAUCAAGGAGGUGCUGCUAGAUCGCUCGUCGACGGAGCGCAAGAUGCUAGUGCACCUCAUUACUAUCGACGUGCACAACCGGGACAUCGUGCAGAGCAUGGUGGAUGACCGCAUCGACUCCGUCGAUGCCUUCAGCUGGCAGUCGCAGCUUCGCUACUACUGGGACGAGAACAAGGGCAGCGAGAUCCGGAUCGCCGACGCCGACUUCAUCAACGGGUACGAGUAUAUCGGCCUGUGCGGCUGUCUUGUCAUCACAAAGCUGACGGACCGCUGCUACAUCACCCUCACGCAGGCGCUGCGCCUGAAACAGGGCGGCGCCCCAGCUGGGCCGGCUGGUACGGGCAAGACAGAGACCACCAAGGAUCUGGCGCGCAACAUGGGCAUUGCGUGCUACGUGUUCAACUGCUCCGAUCAGAUGAACUACAUUACUCUCGGCCAGAUCUUCAAGGGUCUUGCUAUGUCCGGCUCGUGGGGCUGUUUCGAUGAGUUCAACCGCAUCUCUAUUGAGGUGCUCUCCGUCGUCGCGACCCAGGUGGGCUCCAUCUUGAACGCGCUCAAGGAGAACAAGUCGCGCUUCCGCUUCGUGGGUGUGGAGAUCUCGCUCAAGCGCUCCGUGGGCAUGUGGAUCACCAUGAACCCGGGCUACGCCGGUCGUACGGAGUUGCCGGAGAAUAUCAAGUCGCUCUUCCGUCCGUGCGCCAUGUGCGUGCCGGAUCUUAAGAACAUUUGCGAGAUCAUGCUGGCCGCGGAGGGUUUCGGCGAUGCCAAGGAUCUUGCGCUGAAGUUCGUCACGCUGUAUCGUCUGAACAAGGAGCUGCUGUCACCGCAGGACCACUACGACUGGGGUUUGCGUGCCGUGAAGUCUGUCUUGUACAUCGCUGGCGCCCUCAAGCGCGGUGAUCCUGAUCUUCCGGAGCGCAACGUUUUGAUGCGCGCCCUCCGCGACACGAACAUGGCGAAGCUCAGCAAGGACGACGUGUACGUGUUCAUGGGUCUGAUCCGCUCGCUUUUCCCGAACCUCGAUGUGCCGAAGAAGAACAAGCCGGAGCUGGUCGCUGCCUGCAAGGCGGUCUGCAAGGAGCAGGGCAACUUGCCGGGCGAGAACGACAUCUUCAUCCUGAAGUGCGUGCAGUACGAGGAACUGCUGCAUGUACGCCACUCGGUGUUUAUCCUCGGUGCGGCCGGUGCGGGCAAGACUGAGUGCUGGCGCUGUUUGCAGGGCGCGCUGACAAAGCUACACCAGGACGAGUGGAAGGCGAAAGCGGUCUCGUCGUGCCUCAACCCAAAGGCGAUCUCCUCCAAUGAGCUAUACGGCUACUUCACCCCGCAGAAGGAGUGGCGCGACGGCAUUCUGUCGACGAUCUUCCGCGACUAUGCCGUGGAGUCGAAGAAAAAGAAGAACAUGAAGUGGAUCGUGCUGGACGGCAUCAUCGACGCAGAGUGGAUUGAGUCGAUGAACACCGUGAUGGACGACAACAAGAUGCUGACGCUCGUGUCGAAUGAACGUAUUCCGCUGACGGACUCGAUGCGAAUGAUCUUCGAGGUGUCGCACCUGCGCAACGCCUCGCCGGCGACAGUGUCGCGGGCCGGUGUCAUCUUCAUCAACGAAUCGGAUCUGGGCUGGGGCCCGUUCAAGGACAAGUGGAUCGCGUCGCGUGAGAAGCGCGAAGGUGUGAUCCUCGAUAACCUCUUCGACAAGUAUGUGCCGUUCAUCUUUGAGUUCUGGAAGCGCAGCAUGCGGCCGAUCGUGUCUGUGAUGGACAUCAACGUGGUACAAACCCUUUGCUUCCUCCUCGACGGUAUCUUCAAGACGAUGGAACCGGAGGAGCUGGCGAAGAACUCUAACCCUUUCGAGGUGUAUGAAAAGUACUUUGUCUUCGCCGCCAUCUGGGCCUUUGGCGGCCCGCUGCCGAGCUCCGACGGCCGCAUUGACAUGCGGCUCAACUUCUCAAACCAGUGGAAGAAGGAGUUCCCAAGUAUGAAAAUCUCCGACGCCGGGUCGGUGUUCGACUACUACAUAGACAAGACGAAGGACGACGGCGGCGCUGUGCUGUUCGACUGGAAGCCAUGGACGGAGCUCGUGCAGCCCUACACGAUGGACGCGGAUAUACAGCUGUCAUCUGUGUCCGUGCAAACCGCUGACACGGUGCGCAUGUCGUAUCUCAUGAGCCUUUUCGUCGACAACGCGAAGGGCGUCAUGCUGGUGGGUACUGCUGGCACGGGUAAGACAAACCUCAUCUUGUCGAAGCUGCGUUCGCUGGACAACGAGAAGGUGGUGUUCCGUGUCGUCUCGUUUAACGCCCGCACCUCAUCCUCUGGUUUGCAGGGAGUGAUGGAGCAGUCGCUGGAGAAGCGCUCUGGGCGCACCUACGGCCCGCCGAAUCGCAAGAAGCUCGUGUUUUUCCUGGAUGACAUGAACAUGCCAACGCCAGACAAGUACGGCACGCAGGAGGCCGUGGCGCUGCUGCAGCAGCACGUCGGCUACGGCUUCUGGUAUGAUCGUGUGAAGAUUGUGCAGAAGGAGGUGGUGGACGUGCGGUAUGUUGGUGCGAUGAACCCCAAGUCCGGCACUUUCACCAUCCUGGACCGUCUGCUGCGCCACUUCGCCGUUUUCUCGACGAAUAUGCCUGAUCGCGCAGACCUGGUGAGCAUCUACGGACAGAUUUUGCAGGCGCACACGAAGCCAUUCCCCCGGGACAUCCGCGAUACUCUCACGACGCUGCUCACAAAUGCCACGAUCGAGCUUCACUCGAAUGUGGCGAAGCUGUUCUUCCCGACGGCCAUCAAGUUCCACUACCAAUGGAACAUGCGUGAGAUGUUCAACAUUUUCCAGGGCGUGUGCAAGUCCAACCCGAAGCUGCACAAGAGCAGCCUGCAGCUGGUCCGUCUUUGGGUGCACGAGUGCAACCGCACGUUCCGCGACCGCAUGGCCGAUGACGCCGACAUGAAGCGCUACGACGCCCUGCUUCAGGAAGUCAUUAUGCGCGCCGGAUUCACCGACGUGAAGGCGAAGGAUGUGAUGGAGGAGCCGCUGCUGUGGGCGCCGUUCCAUACGACGCCAGAGGGGCUGGAGAACGUGUACGAUGAGACAAACUACGACGAUGCCGGCGCCUACCUGCGCAAGAAGCUGGCGGACUACAACGAGAACUACGCCUCCAUGAACCUUGUGCUGUUCAACCAAGCCAUCGAGCAUGUCUGCCGCAUUGCCCGUAUCACUUCGAACCCGCGCGGCAAUGCAUUCUUGGUCGGCGUUGGCGGCUCUGGUAAGCAGUCCUUGGCGCGCCUUGCGUCGUACAUCAACGGACACGACAUCUUCCAGAUUCUUGUGACGAGCACGUACGACAUUAGCGACUUCCGCAACGACAUGCAGGAGCUGUACCGAAAAUGUGGCGUACGCGGGUACCCGUUCGCGUUCAUCAUCACAGAUACACAGAUUGUGUCGGUGGAAAUGCUGGUGUACCUGAACGACAUGCUGAGCAGUGGUAACGUGCCGGAGCUGUUCAACCAGGAUGAACGCGAGGGCAUCAUCGCCUCCGUCGUAAACGAGGUGAAGGCUUCCGGCGUCGCCGACUACUCGAAUCCGGAUGUGUGCUGGGAGCACUUCAUCCACAAGGUUCGCUCGAACCUGCACAUUAUUCUCUGCUUCUCGCCCGUGAGCAAGAACUUUGCGUCGUGGUGCCGACAGUUCCCGGCGCUGGCCAACACCACCGUGAUUGACUGGUUCCUGAGCUGGCCGGAGCAGGCGCUUCGGUCGGUGGCGCAGCGCUUCCUUUCGGAGAUUGAUCUGGGAGGCGAGGAGAUGACGCAGAACAUUGCGGACUUCAUGGCGUACUGCCAGAUAAAGGUGACGGAGACGUGCGAGGAGUACUACGCGCAGGAAAAGCGGCACGCCUACACGACACCCAAGUCGUUCCUCGAACUGAUCGCCUUCUACAAGGACUUGCUAGCCCGGAAGCGGAAGGAGAACAGUGAUCAAACGGAUCGUCUCGUGAGCGGUAUCGAUAAGAUCAAGGAGGCAGGGGCGCAGGUGCAGGGGCUGCAAGAGGUGCUUCAGCGGGAGAGCGUGGAGGUGGAGGAGGCGCGACAGAAGACGGCAGCACUUCUCGAGACGGUGGGCCGCGAGAAGUCCGUCGUGGAGGAGCAGAGCGCGAUUGCGGCGAAGGAGGAGUCGAAGACGAACAAGAUCGUAGAGGAGGUGACGUCGUUCGAGAAGCAGUGCCAGGAGGAUUUGGCCAAGGCGCAACCGCUCGUCCAGGAGGCGCUGGCGGCCCUCGAUACUCUUGACAAGGCCUCGAUUGCGGAGCUCAAGAAUCUCGGCAAGCCGCCGGAAGAUGUGCAAAUGGUGGCCAUCUGCGUGCUGGUGCUCACGUCGAACCCGCGCUCGAUUCCGUCGAUGAAGCAGCGGUCGUGGAAUGAGUGCAAGAAGAUGAUGAACCAGGUGGAUCGCUUCUUGACGGAACUGCGCAACUUUGACGUGAACAACAUUCCCCAGGUGUGCAUCGACCAGAUUCAGGUGUACAUCAACAACCCCUCCUUCGACCCGGACAUCAUCAGGAACAAGUCCUUCGCUGCGGCUGGUCUAUGCAAGUGGGCCAUCGGCAUGAACCGCUACCACGCCGUUCGCUGUGAGGUGCGUCCGAAGGAGGAGCGGCUCGCGGAGGCGCAGCAGCGUCUUGUCUCAAGCCGCGCAGCGCUGAAGAAAAUUCAAGACAAGGUGGCGGACCUGCAGGCCAAGCUUGGCGCUCUGGUCAGCCAGUACGACGAGGCCGUGGCCGAGGCCGACGCGAUCGAGGCCAAGGCGAAGAAAACACAGAUGAAGAUGAACCUGGCGCAGCGCCUUGUGAGCGGAUUGGCGGACGAGAGUGUACGCUGGGGUGCCACCAUCGAAAAGCUGAAGGAGGCCGCGAAGCUGCUGGUCGGCGACGUGCUGCUGAGCGCAUCGUUCGUGUCUUAUAUUGGGCCCUUCUCCAAGGCAUUCCGCGAGCAGAUAGUGGAGCAGGACUGGCUGCCGGAAAUCAAGAAGCUGGGCAUUCCAAUGACGGAGGGUCUUGACGUGACGAUGGACGUGCUCACUUCGGAGGCGGCGGUGGCGUCGUGGAACAACGAGGGACUCCCCUCUGAUCGUGUCUCGACCGAGAACGGUGCCAUUCUCAACAACUGCAUGCGUUGGCCGCUCAUGAUCGACCCGCAGCUGCAAGGCAUCAAGUGGAUUCGAACCCGCGAGGAGAAGAACGGCCUGCGUGUUGUGCAGACCACACAGAAGGGCUGGCAGCGCACUCUGCAGACGUGCAUCGAGGAGGGCCUUCCGUGCCUUAUCGAGGGCCUUGGCGAGUUUGUGGAGCCCGUUCUCGACGGCGUUCUGAGUCGACAGACGUUCCGCAAGGGCGGCCGCGAGUUCAUCAAGCUCGGCGCUACCGAAGUGGAGUACAACCCGAAGUUCCGGUUGAUUCUGCAGACGAAGCUCGGCAACCCUCACUACGGCCCUGAAGUGAAUGCGCAGACGACCCUGAUCAACUUCAUGGUGACAGAGACGGGUCUGGAGGAUCAGCUGCUGGCGGUCGUGGUGAGCCAAGAGCGACCAGACUUGGAGAAUAAACGCGGCAUGCUGAUUCGACAGAUGAACACCAUGACAAUUGAGCUGCAGCAGUGCGAGAACGGACUGCUCUACGAGCUGACAAACGCAACCGGCGACAUCCUGGAGAACGUCACCCUGGUCGAAAACUUGGAGGCGACCAAGAAGAAGGCGAAGGACAUCAACGCCUCCUUUGCGCAGGCCGUCGUCACACAGAAGGAUAUCGCGCAGAACCGUCUACGGUACACCGACGUAGCGGUGCGCGGCUCUCUCCUGUUCUUCCAGAUUGAUCAACUGUGGAGGAUCGACCACAUGUACCAGUACUCGCUGGAGGCGUUCAUGGUGGUGUUCAACAAGGCUCUCGCCGGCGCACCGCAGCCGGAGAACAAGAAGGAUGUAAAAAAGCGCGUGGCAAACGUCACGCAGUCGAUCACGGAGAAUGUCUUCGCCUACGUGUCGCGCGGCCUGUUUGAGCGCCACAAGCUGAUCUUCUCGAGCCUCCUCACCUUCACCAUUCUCAGCCGUUGCAAUGAGAUCAACCUGAAACAGCUGGACUUCCUCCUCCGCGGUAAGAAGAAGACGGGCGUCGUGCGGCCAGAGACGGUAACGGCGUGGUGCACGCAACCGAACUGGGACGCGGUGCAGGCGCUUGCGGAAGUGGAGGGUGCCACGCCGUCGUUCAGUCUGCUGCCGAGCGACAUGGCAGAGAACAAUCGAUGGUUUCAGUACUGCGAGCUCGAGAAGCCGGAGGUGGAGAAGAUGCCAGGAGAGUGGAAGAACCUCUCGAACUUCGAGCGCCUGCUAGUGCUGCGUUGCCUGCGUCCCGAUCGUCUCACAGCGGCGCUGGAAAUGUUUGUGGGCACCACCAUCGGCCGCUUUUUUGUGUCUGAUCAGGCAGUGGACAUCUCCGUCUCGUACCAGAACUCGAGCACAACGACGCCGCUCUUCUUCAUCUUAUCCCCUGGUGUCGACCCGGUCAAGGCAGUCGAGGAGCUGGGCCGCAAACUGGGUUACACGUACGACAGGGAGAAUUUCUACAACGUAUCGCUGGGGCAAGGUCAAGAGGUGGUGGCGGACCGCGCGCUGGACAAGUGCUUUGCCGAGGGCGGGUGGGCGCUACUAUCGAAUAUCCAUCUGGUGGAAAAGUGGCUGCGCACGCUGGAGCGGCGCCUCGACACGUACGCGGAGACGUACACGCGCGUCGCGCAGCUUCGCAAGGAGAUUGCGGAACGGAAGGCCGGCGAGCGCAGCGCUGCUGCAGGAGGCGCCGGCGGCGGCGAUAAGGAGCAGCACGACGAUGAGGCGGCAGAGGACAAGUCGGCGCCCUCGCAUUGCGAGAGCGGCGAGGGGGAGACGGACGAGGACAUCGGCGACGGCGAGGAUGGUGCUGAGGCGGGCAGUGGCAACGCGGCGGGGGAUAAGAACAACAUGAUUGUGGUGACGGAUGACGAGAUCGAGUUCGAUGGCGUUAAGGGGCACCCCGAUUUCCGCGUGUUCCUGAGCGCGGAGCCGUCAAAUGUGAUCCCUAUUGGUAUCCUGCAGCGCUCGGUGAAGCUGACGUCGGAGCCGCCGACUGGUAUUCGGCAGAAUAUUGUGCGUGCCAUGAGCAACUUCAGCGACGAGCCGUGGGAGAAGAGCGCGAAGCCGACCGAGUACCGCUGCAUCAUGUUCUCCAUGUGCUUCUUCCACGCCGUCGUCGUGGAGCGCAAGAAGUUCGGCCCGCUGGGCUGGAACCGCGCGUACCCGUUCAACGCCGGCGACCUCACGACGUGCAUGGAGGUUGCGGCCAACUACAUUGAGGACCGCCCCAAGGUACCGUGGGAGGAUCUGCGCUACGUCUUUGGCGAGAUCAUGUACGGUGGCCACAUCACAGACGACUGGGAUCGCGUCCUGUGCAUGGCGUACCUGCAGAGCUACCUCAUCCCAGACUGCUGCGACGGCCUGCAGCUGGCACCAGGCGUUGCAGUGCCAGCGCCGGCAAGUUACCAGGAGUACAUGCAGUGGCUGACGACUAGCGAUGAUUUUCCGGCUGAAUCGCCGCUGCUGUAUGGUCUGCACCCCAACGCGGAGAUAAACUACCGCACGAUGCAGGCCGACGUCCUCUUCAAGACCAUCAACGAGCUACAGCCCAAGAAGCACAGUGGCGGCGACAUGCUGAGCCCGCAGGAUAUUGUGCAGCAGAAAAUCGACGAGAUUCGCGAGCGCUUGCCGGAGCCGCACAACCUGCAGGACUUGUCAGAGCGCCUCGAGGACGACCGCUCGCCUCAGCAGCACGUUUUCUACCAGGAGAGCGAGCGCAUGAAUAUCCUUAUUGAGACCCUGCGUGCGUCGCUGGAGGAGCUGAACCUUGGCCUGAAGGGUGCGCUGUCGAUGAGCACCGCGAUGCAGGAGCUGUUUGAUCAGAUUUUCCUGGACAAGAUGCCGGAGCGAUGGGCGCGCGUCUCCUUCAUGUCGCAGCGCAUGCUCGGCUCGUGGGUGGAGAACUUCAUGGCGCGCAAUGAGCAGCUAGUGAGCUGGAACGCCGAUCUGCAGACGCCAAAGGUUACAAAUAUUUCGCUCUUCUUCAACCCCAUGUCAUUCUUGACCGCCAUCAUGCAGACCACCUCCAUUAUCAACAGCUUUGAUCUCGAUCAAAUGGCACUGGUUGUGGAUGUGCUGAAGAAGUCUGCCGACCAGAUCGAGUCCAACGCGCGCGACGGUUGCUACGUGACCGGGCUUGCAAUGGAGGGGGCUCGGUGGGAUGGCACGGCUGGCUGCAUCGAGGAAAGCCGUCUAAAGGACCUGUAUCCCAAGAUGCCUAUCAUGCAAGUCCGCUCCCUGCCGCUGAGCAAGAUUGAUCGGCGCGACCAGUACGAAUGCCCCGUGUACAAGACACAGGCUCGUGGCCCCGGCUUUGUUGUCGGUUUCUACCUCAAGAGCAAGCAGCCGUCGCGUAAGUGGGUGAUUGCGGGGGUGGGCCUAUUGUUAGACGUGGUGGAGUAG